UUCCCCCGUCACUCACAGACCGAGCAGAGAGCAGCUCUUCCUGUUGAGCUUCCAACUUUUCUCCACGGCUCGCAGCGGCUCCUGUGAUUUCUGGUUCCUGUGCCGUAACCGUCUCCCUGGGCAGAAUGAGCAACAACCCCCUCGCUGCCAGGAUGCAGGCCAGGAUGGAGAAGGCUAAGCAAAUGAGGGACGAGGACAAGCUGUACAGAUUCAACGGGGUGUUGUACCCCACCCUCAUGUGUCCCGAGGAACAUUUAAAGUGCCUGGAUGACAUCAGGGCCAGAGACGAUGACAUCAUGCUGGUGGCUUAUCCCAAAUGUGGAUUUAACUGGAUGGUUGGUGUCAUGAGGAAGAUGAUCGCACAGGCCACCCAGACGGAAAAUGAGUCCAAGAUGCCCCCCCUGAUCGAGUUCUUUGGACCAGAGGUGUUGAAGAGCGUGGAACAGGCUCCAUCUCCACGGUUGCUGGGGACUCACCUUCAUCCAGACAACAUGCCCUCCACCUUCAACGAGAAGAAGACAAAGAUGGUGGUGGUCUUCAGGAACCCGAAGGACACGCUGGUCUCCUACUAUCAUUUCUGCAACAACAACCCGGUUCUGCCGUCCGUCGGCUCCUGGGAUGCUUUCUUCUCCCAGUUCAUGAAAGGAGACGUGGCCUGGGGCUCGUACUUUGACCACGCCUUAGCCUGGAACAAGAAGAUGGACGACCCAAACGUCCUGGUGGUCACCUAUGAAGACCUGAAACAGGACCUCAGCGCAGGUAUCCACCAGAUCUCCAGCUUCCUCGGCUUCAGCCUGACGGACGCUCAGGUGCAGCAGAUCGCAGCGGCGAGCACCUUCAGCGCCAUGAAGGAGAGCGCGGCCAACUCGCACGGCAACAUGGGGAACGUCAUCUUCAGGAAAGGUGAGGUUGGAGACUGGAAGAACCAUUUUACCGCAGAACAGAGUGGAGAGAUGGACGAAGCUUUCAACAAGCAGCUGGCAGGAACGAAGCUGGGGGAGAAACUGGACUACCAGCGUAACUGUCAGUAGCAGAAAAGAGACGAGAAGAGGAGCGAUGAGAGGGGAGCGAUGGAGACGCAGCGCUGCAGGGACCUCAGGAGGAUCAGGACACAACUACCUUCAACCUGAAGCUGUAUGCAGCGCCUGACAGACCGCACUCAGGGCAAACCCGCCACAGCUCCAGGGACUAAGGGGAAAUAGGAGAAAAAGGGAAACUUUGUUUUUGAUCAGGUUUUUAUAGCCAUAGAUAUAUUAGAACAUAAGGGUUGGUGGUUUGAAGCCAUUUAAGCAGCUAAUUAUGAUCGACUGAAAGAAAUUAUAUAAAUAAUGUGCACAAUGUUAAAAUAGAUAAUCAAUUAAUCAUAAUUCAUUUUGUCCAUCAUGUUUUAAAUUCUAAUCCAUAAUGUUUUGUUGAAUAUUAUUUUCCUUGUAUUGUUCUUAAUUUUCAUGUUUCCAGGGUAAAUACCCAUUAUAAAAACAUUAAUUAAACAUUUAAAUCAUG
Messenger RNA from Fundulus heteroclitus (mummichog), 1503 nucleotides. Its product is annotated as sulfotransferase 6B1. The coding region runs from base 126 to 1031 and encodes 301 amino acids. Gene Ontology annotation, cellular component: cytoplasm. The record is from RefSeq and is a predicted model, not a curated record. NCBI's taxonomy places the organism in Eukaryota, Metazoa, Chordata, Actinopteri, Cyprinodontiformes, Fundulidae. Gene Ontology annotation, molecular function: sulfotransferase activity. Gene Ontology annotation, biological process: sulfation. The transcript is spliced from 7 exons.